AUGCUUCAAGCAAAACAGAAUGCCUGUGAUAGAGCUUUGCUGACACAACAACUGCGGCACUACUCUACAGACCAUGUGAAAAUAGCCAUAGAAGACACAGAGCAAGCCAAACGUCUAGUAGACAACUACAUCAAAAAAGAAAUCUUGCCACGCAUCUGCAGGGAAUCAUCCCUACCAGUUAGCAAGCAAGAAUACACAGGAAGCUUGUAUGAGAAGCUUAAGACUGAAGCAGCUGAUGAAGUUGAUGUCAUGGUUAUCCUACAGACAACAAAACAGGAAGUAACCCAAGAAGAUGCUGGUGUCCCUGGGUUUGUGCUUCUCAAAGCAUCACAAGAUUCCCAGCUGCGGAAGUAUGCUAAUGCAGCAGGAUACAUUCUGCCUGAGAAGCUACGAGACAGCUGGUUUUUUGGCCUUGUUCAAAAGGCUGUAAAUCAACUCCAAGAAAAGGAUCCUGCAUUACCUGUAAAGCUUCAAGUGCGAGCCCAUGGUCCGGCAGUACAGCUUGACAUCACAGACAAGAAAACAGAAAAAAAAUUGUCAGCUGAUGUGGUUCCAUCUUUUCAGCUUAGUGGUACAGAAUACUUCGUUGCAAAAUCAUACACUGGAAAAAUAUCCCCAGGAUGUGACCCAAAACUUCUCUGGAGGCAGUCGUUUUCACUGAGGGAGAAAGCAAGAUUACAGGAUAUGGACAAGGAAGAUCACGGUUGCAGGCAUGAACUUCUCAGGAUCAUUAAAACCCUCAUCCGCGCUGAGACUACCUUUGCUAAACUGACCAGCUACCAUCUGAAGACAGUUUUCUUGCACUACAACUCCAAUCCAAAACUAAAGUGGGGUGUAGAUAUGCUAGGAGAGAGAUUUCUGGAGUACAUGGAAUUAUUGCACACAGCCCUGGCAAAGAAGACCCUUGAUCACUUUUGGGUGGAAGGAGUGAACUUGCUGGAUAAUAUACAGGAUAAAGCACUAGAAAACAUGGCUGAUCGACUGCGCAAAAUUUUGGACAAUGACAAGGAGAGAAGUAAAGUCCUUAAAUGUGAAAGUAAGGCAGAUUAAUUUUUAUUAACUGCUUUUGGCAACUUGGAAUUGGAGUAAACUAACAAUAAUAUUAUUAUAACUAUAAAGUCCCAAUAGUGACCAACAUUGUUUUUCUCCUAACAAUAUCUAACGAAAAAUGUUUUGAUCUUUUAUCAAAUUCUCUCCAAUAAUUCUUUAAGGAACUGUAUGGAGAUCAGUCUGGAGAAUUUCUACAUGGAUAAUUAUUGUAUCUUGAAGGGUUAAUAUGGCUUUAAAGAGAUGAUCAGGAUCAUUACCUGCCUAUCAAUUCCCUCUUGAUUAAAAUUGUUUGGCAAAGUAUUUGGUAAAAAGGGCGAAGAGAUAACCAAAGAGACUCUCAGUCACAAUUUGAUAGGUAGAGAGUUGUUAGAGUCCUUACAUACCCUUUCAACAACACAAGCAUUACCUAAUCUGAAGCGAGAUUUAUUGGCUUAUCAGUAUGUGCAUGUAAUUAAUCAAAGUGUGAAUUUCCAUUCGCUUUCAGUGCAGCUAGACAGUGAUGGAAGAAAGGCAAGAGAAAACUGUCCUGCAAUCACAUCUGGACAGCAGAAACAAAUUCUGCCAAACACAUGUCAAACUUCUACUGAUCUAUUGCAGCUUCUGUGA
Messenger RNA from Porites lobata, 1656 nucleotides. The record is from the annotation of a GenBank genome assembly. NCBI's taxonomy places the organism in Eukaryota, Metazoa, Cnidaria, Anthozoa, Scleractinia, Poritidae.